AUGUUAGAAAUUCCUUUUAAGAAUCUCACUCAUUUUGAAAAUAAUUUAAAAAAUGCAUUAAAAGAAAUUGAAUCUACAGAUACCACUUUCGAAACAGAAGCUGAAAUUAAAAAUUCUCUGAAUUCUAUGUUCAUUUAAGGUUCAACUUUUGAACUAAUUAAAUAAAAUGAUAAACCAAAAAUCUUUGCUUAAUUUCUCUAGAAAUAGGUUGAUUAAGCUAUUUUCAAAAGGUUCUUGAACUUAAAUUAGCCUUAUGAAUUAAAUAGUGACUUAAUUUAUUAUGGCUAAUUUUAUAAUGAGAAAGCACAUGGUUUUGGUAAACUAAUUUCUAAGAAAUCCUCGAUAUUAUUUGAAGGCCAUUUUAUUUUUGGAUAGAUCCAUGGUUUAGGAAGAUUAAUUUUAAGUACAGGAGAUAUUUUUGAAGGAAGAUGGUUUUUUAAUAAAAUUUUAUUCGGAACAUAUUAUAACGAAUUUUUAAAGCCUAUAAUUCAGAUCAAAGAAUUUUACUUAGAUUUUCCUUAAAUACGAACAGAAUAAAACUAUAAUGGAAAUCUUAUGAAUCAUAAAAGAGAAGGGUUAGGAAGAUAUUAAUGGGAGGAUGGAACUCAUUAUUUAGGAAAUUUUAUUGAUAAUCAAAUGUGUGGAUUUGGUAAAAUGAUCUAUAAAGAUGGAAGAAAAUAUUUUGGAUAUUGGAAAAAUAGUUAAAUGAAUGGAUAUGGAUAAUUUGAAUGGCCUAAUGGAUAAAUAUACAUUGGUUCUUACAGUAAAGAUCUAAAAAAUGGAUUUGGUAUGAUUAUUUUAAAUGGGAGAGUUGAAAUCAAACAAUUUUAAAAUGGUAAAUAUCUUUCGAAGAGUACAGAUACUGACAAUAGAUGCUGA
Molecule: messenger RNA, 879 nt
Organism: Paramecium sonneborni
Lineage: Eukaryota; Ciliophora; Oligohymenophorea; Peniculida; Parameciidae
Source: the annotation of a GenBank genome assembly